AUGAAAGCUCCCAUUCCUCUUCUGAUCCUGCUUCAUGCCGUUGUGGUCCAUUGCCUGAAAGUGGUGUCGAAGAGAGGCUCAGAAUCUCUUUGCUCCUCCCCGGCUCCAAAGGGGAUUGGCUUAGCAGUAGCUGCUGGUGGUCAGACUGGUGUGAAGAUUAGAGAAGUGGGUUUCCCCAGUCGGAGGAAACUCCGGUCUUUGCUAGUAGAGGAAAAGGCUUUUCCCUUGACCUCUUUCCGGGGCCUCCAGAAAGGAGUCGGCGAGUGCCCGAGCACCCUCAUGGCGUUGACAGCUCAGUGUCUUGACAUGCACGACAUCCAGCUCUUUGACAGUCCUUCGGCCGUCGAAGUGGAGGGCUGCACGGAUUGGUCAGUGGACUACCUGAAAUACAAGGUGCUUCUGGGGGAACCGGUACGGAUUAAGUGCGCUUUGUUCUAUGGAUAUAUCCGGGCCAACUACACCCAUGCGCAGAGCGCAGGACUUAGCCUUAUGUGGUACAAAAGUGCGGGACACGGGGACUUCGAGGAACCCAUCAGUUUCGACGGCACGAGGAUGAGCAAGGAGGAGGACGCCAUAUGGUUUCGGCCGGCCGAGCUGGACGACGUGGGGUACUAUUCCUGCGUGUUACGGAACUCCACGUACUGCAUGAAGGUGUCCAUGUCUCUCACGGUGGCGGAGAACGACACCGACCUUUGCUACAACUCCAAGAUGAGGUUCUUCGAGAAGGCGGAGCUGAGCAAAAGCAAAGACAUCACGUGCCCGGGCAUCGAGGAUUACGUGCUGCCGGGAGUGGAGCCCGAGGUCGUGUGGUACAAGGAAUGCAAGCCAAAGCAGUGGAGACAAACCAUCGACAGGAGGAGGGACACGCUGUCCAUCAAGGAAGUACGGGAAGACGACAUUGGGAAUUACACGUGCGAACUACAGUUCGGGAGCUUCGUGGUACGGAGGACGACCGAGCUGUCCGUCACGGGCCCGGACCUGAAGCGGGUGACAGAUUGCUCGCCGCUGACUCUGCCGCGUGCGAGCGAGCAGGGCCCCUUCGGCGAGCUCCAGACCGUCUCGGCCAUCUCCAUGGCGGCGGCCACCUCCACCGUCAUGGCGACGACGCACCCGGACUUGCGCUCCACCUUCCACAACUCCUGCCACACCCAGAUGAGGCAGAAACACUAUUACCGUAGCUACGACUACGACCUGCCGCCCGGCGGCACCCUCCCGCCGCUGCCGCCGCUCGCCACACUCGGCAGCCAGCACACCUACUGCAACAUCCCCAUGACGCUCAUCAACGGACAGCGGCCGCCGGCCAAGUCGCCGCGGCAGCAGAGUAUGGAGGAGGCCCACGGCAACAACGCCAUGCUGCCGCUGCUGCCCAGGGAGACCAGCAUAUCCAGCGUCAUCUGGUGA
Cyclopterus lumpus (lumpfish) is the source of this 1401-nucleotide messenger RNA. RefSeq names its product interleukin-1 receptor accessory protein-like 1. NCBI's taxonomy places the organism in Eukaryota, Metazoa, Chordata, Actinopteri, Perciformes, Cyclopteridae. The transcript is spliced from 8 exons. Gene Ontology annotation, biological process: negative regulation of exocytosis. The record is from RefSeq and is a predicted model, not a curated record. The coding region runs from base 1 to 1401 and encodes 466 amino acids.